CAGUUUUGAAAAGGCUAAAAAUGUUGUAUGAUACAGAUUCUGACGAGGAUAAUUUGAUUAACCUUGAUUUAGAUGAAAUACAAUCGAGAGCAAGUUUGAACAGGAAAUGUGAAGGUAUUAAAAGCGAAGAAGUUAAAUUUGAUAUUCCUCAAAAGUAUUUGAAAUGUUUAGAGCAAGAUUUUGGACAUACGUCGUUUCGCUCUAUCCAGUGGACAAUAAUUCGUUCAAUAUUAGAAGACAAUCGGGACAAUUGUGCAGUGAUGGCUACAGGUUAUGGCAAAUCGUUAACCUAUCAAUUUCCCGCAAUAUUUUUAAAGAAAGUAGCCAUAGUUGUAUCACCCCUCAUAUCUCUAAUGGAAGAUCAAGUAACAGCCUUAAACUUAACACGGGAAAGGGCAUGUCUUCUGGGUUCGGCUCAAAAAGAUCGUAACGUAGAACAACGUAUAUUGGAUUCAGAAUACAAUCUAGUGUAUGCCACUCCCGAAUAUAUUACAGCAGAUUGUGGUCUAAAAUUACUUCAAAAUCUUGGAAAUAAUUUAAUUUUAUUGGCUAUCGACGAAGCACAUUGCAUCUCUCAGUGGGGACAUGACUUUCGUUCUGCAUAUCGGAAACUAAAUAUAAUAAGGCGUGCCAUACCACAUUGUCCAAUUUUAGCAUUAACUGCAACUGCCACUUUGGAUGUACGCAAUGAUAUUUGCCGUCAGCUGGACUUAAGGAAUCCUCAAUUGAUAAAUUCAGGAUUUGACCGUGCUAAUUUGGAAUUUAUUGUACGUCAAAGAUCAUCACCGAAAGGCGGCCUUGGAGUUUGGCUUGAUUUAGGUACAUACAUUCGAUGGGCACUCAGCGCACAAGGAUCCAUUAUAGUCUAUUGUAAUACUUGUAGUUAUGCUGAAAGUGUGGCUAGUGAGAUCCAGAAACAUGUUCCAUGUCGUUAUUAUCAUGGAAAAUUGUCCUUAAAACUAAAACAAGUCUAUCAUCAUGAAUUCACCAGAGAUAUUGUUCGAGUUAUUGUAGCAACAAUGGCAUUUGGAAUGGGUAUUGAUAAACCGGAUGUACGACUAGUUAUUCACUAUGGUGCUCCCAAUGAUGUAGAGCGAUAUUAUCAAGAGGUGGGACGUGCAGGACGCGAUGGAUUGCAUUCAAAAUGUGUACUUUUUUAUAACUAUACAGACUGGGCAACACAUCAACGGAUACGCCACGAAUCUAACACAAAUUCAAAACAUUCGUUGCAUUUGGAAAGUUUGGCCAUGAAAAUGUCUACAUAUACACGUAUUACGUCGUGUCGUCGAAAAUAUAUUCUGGAAUAUUUUGAUGACGACGCAGCCAAAACAUUACAGACACGAAAAGAUUGUUGUGACAAUUGUUUUCUAAUAUCCAAUAAAGUUGAUUACCGAGACAUUUAUGAGGGGUUAGACAAUGAAGGCAACCUAAAUAUUACUGAUGAUGCUUUUAUAUUCCUAACUAUUCUUAGAGAUUUGAAGGGGCGCUUUGGUUUAGGAAAAAUUAUUAUGAUAUUACGAGGAUCAAAAAGACAAGAUUUGCCAAAGCAGUAUUAUACGCACUGUAUGUUUGGUAAAGGUUCGAAGAAAACUGAGGCUUGGUACAAAAUCCUAGCAGAAAAUUUACAGGAUCUGGGUUUCACUCAUACCAUAACCAAGCAAGGUGCCUUUGGUUCCUUUACGUUGUUAGAUAUAACUGACACUGGCAAUUAUUGGUUAGACACAGUACCUCAUAAGCGAGAACCAAUCAAAAUAAAACCCUACUCUGAUAUAUUAAAAUUUUUGCAACCGAAAAAAGUUAAAAUCACUCCUAUGGCUCAACAAAUUAACUCAAUCAAAAAUAUCCCAUUAAAAUCGGAAAAUAACGACAAAUUGAUGAAGGCUUUGAUAAAGUUACGUGGUGAGCUGGCUCACGAUUUAGAUGUCAUGCCGUAUAUGAUUGCUUCAAAUAUAGCAUUGAAUCAAAUAAUUGAAUCCAAACCUAAAAACCUUGAAGAGCUGAGAGCUUGUAAGCUUGAUGGUUUCUAUGAAGCCAAAUACCUCCGUUUUGGUAAUGAAUUUCUCAAAUGUAUUCACAAAACAACUAACUCCAGUCACGAAAGUGAACAGAAAAUAUCUAAAGCUGAAGAAACGGUAGUGUCGUCAGAUGGACUAUCAAACGACGAUCUGUGGGAAAAUGAAUCCAUUGAUGCAGAUUUAUCCCAGAUAGGCGAUGAGAUAGAAAAACAAUUACAAUCAUCAGGCACUAAAGAUAUUGAGGGUACUAAUUCCGAAUUAGAUUUGCUGUUGGCAGAUUUGCAGAAGAUAGAAAAUGAAAGUCAACCUGAAAAAUCGAAUUGUGAAUCUAUAGCUGCGAUUGCAAAACCCUCCGCUAUAAGUGCCACAUCAUUAAUAUUAAAACGUAAGCCCGUCUAUCAGUAUGAGGAUAGCUCCGAUGAAGAUGAUAAUAACAAUAACGAAAUAUUGAAUACAAAAGCACAUAAUACUAUUAAGCAAGAAACAUCAAAUACAUCCAAACCCAUUCAGAAACAUCGAGUUCUACCAGCGUGGAUGCAGACAAAACGAUAAGUUUGUUUGUUUUACUAAAUUAAUUCCAUUAUUCAUAGUAUAUAAAACUCUUAUUUUAAAAUUUGCCGUUUUUUUUGUUGUUCUUUACGAUUAAUGUAAUAGCAGAAAUCACUCUUCGUAGUAAAUUUCCGAGCAAAUAUCAACAUUUUUCGCUACAAAUCAUCAAUGUAUUUUUCAAUCAUGUAGAAAAAUUAAUGCCUCUGUUUAAUUAAUUUUUUUUUCUGUGUCUCAGAAUUCAAUUUUAUAACAUAUUUUUUAAUUUUAUUGCGAAAAACUCAUCAUGUUUGUCUUGCAUAUUUACAAGGCCUAUUCCCAACAGCGGAGUCCAGUAUUAAGGGGAAAUGGUUUGGCAUAAUUGCAAAAAUUUCAUAGCAACACAGUGCUCUUGCCUAUUUACAUCGGAGCAAUUCUGUUGUUUGUUAGCUGGAUGAGGAGAGAUCCAAACGGGAUAGAAAAGGUUGCUCGAUGUCACAUGGAUUGCGAUUGUAGGUCAAAUUGUUAUUAUUAACACUUACGAAGCUAAGAAAAAAAAAUAGAAAUAAAAUCGCUGCGAUUAAUCACCAAUAUAAAUAUGCUCUAACCAAAUUUAAACAAAAUCUAUACACUAUGUAUUUGAUAUGCUGCAAGACCAUUUGCACAUAAUACAGAAUUCCUCUUAUAUUUAGUAUAAAUCCCAUCUAACUGUAUCAUUACUGCUAGACUUGUUACAUUUGCAAGGAUAGUUUACUAUGAAAAGUGAAAUCCGUUAAUACAGUUUUAUAUGUUAUUACCUUUCGUUUUUGUAACAGUUAAAAUAUUCGUUCUAAAUUGAAAUAAAAAAUUUAAUUUAAAAAAAUUA
This is a messenger RNA of Calliphora vicina (urban bluebottle blowfly), 3405 nucleotides long. RefSeq names its product bifunctional 3'-5' exonuclease/ATP-dependent helicase WRN-like. Gene Ontology annotation, molecular function: four-way junction helicase activity; 3'-5' DNA helicase activity; nucleic acid binding. Gene Ontology annotation, cellular component: chromosome; cytoplasm; nucleus. The record is from RefSeq and is a predicted model, not a curated record. Bases 21 to 2567 code for a protein of 848 amino acids. The transcript is spliced from 3 exons. Gene Ontology annotation, biological process: DNA replication; telomere maintenance; double-strand break repair via homologous recombination. NCBI's taxonomy places the organism in Eukaryota, Metazoa, Arthropoda, Insecta, Diptera, Calliphoridae.